CCCUCGAGCCCAGUGAAGGAGCAGCGGAGCUCAGCUCGGUGUGUUUACGUUGAGAUGCUCACAACAAAGAACAGCACACCGCGGAGGAGAGCCUGUCAUCUCACAUAAAGAACCGGGGAUAUAUAUCUGUUUUAUUACUGUGAUCAUUUUACAACUAAGAGGAAGAGGAGGAGAAAUAACACAAGUGCUCAUCGGCUUCUUUUUUUUUCUUCUACUUUUUGUGUUUUUUUAUUAUAAACCAGCCAAGAGGAGAGAAAUAAAGGAGAAUAUCUAAUUGUUAAGCCGGUGGAGCGGCCUCAGCAAGUUGGACGACAGCCAGGCAGCAGCUGGUGGAGAAGCUAGCAGCAGCACCGACAAGACAACAAUAGGACUUCAUCAUUUAUACCACUGGCAGGGCGAGUGGUGCUGCGAGAGACGGACGCAUGAAGCAUGAGAGGGUGGAGCUGAGGCUUAGCUGACCCUUCCCCUUCCUUCUCCUCCUUUCCCCCCCGUGCUCCAUUCAAUCAGCACCUCCUCCUCCUCCCUUCCCCUCCCUUCCCCUCCUUUCCCCUUCCUAUGUCCCUCACUCUGUGGGAGCUCGCCCAUCUCGCCUCCCCUCCUACUCCAAACCUCAAUCAGCCGUGCCCAAUGUACUCCCCGGAGCAGGAAAACAUCUCCACCACCGCCUCCACCAAAGUGCCAGUGAAGUAUGGAGAGCUCAUUGUGCUGGGGUACAAUGGCUCUCUGCCCAACGGGGACCGAGGCCGACGCAAGAGCCGUUUUGCACUUUGUAAGAGACCGAAGUCAAACGGGGUGAAACCCAGCACAGUUCACAUCGCCUGCUCUCCACAGGCAGCCAAGGCCAUAAGCAACAAAGACCAGCACAGCAUCUCUUACACUCUGUCUCGAGCCCAGACGGUGGUGGUGGAGUACACCCAAGACAGCAAUACAGACAUGUUCCAGAUCGGUCGAUCGACAGAGAGUCCCAUAGACUUCGUAGUGACGGACACGGUGGCGGGCAGCCAGAGUAACGCAGACACCCAGUCGGUCCAGAGCACCAUCUCCCGCUUCGCCUGCCGCAUCAUGUGCCAGCGCACGCCGCCUUACACAGCACGCAUCUACGCCGCGGGCUUCGACUCCUCCAAGAACAUCUUCCUAGGGGAGAAGGCUGCUAAGUGGAAGACGUGUGACGGUCAAAUGGACGGGCUGACAACCAACGGCGUGCUGGUGAUGCACCCUCGAAGCGGCUUCAUCCAAGACUCCAAACCAGGCGUCUGGAGGGAGAUCUCAGUCUGCGGCAACGUCUUCACCCUGCGGGAGACCCGCUCGGCGCAGCAGCGGGGAAAGAUGGUGGAGACUGAGAGUCAGGAGCUGGUCGACGGCUCCCUCAUCGACCUUUGCGGCGCGACCCUACUGUGGCGCACCGCCGAAGGCCUGUCGCGCACUCCCACCCUCAAACACCUUGAGGCGCUGCGGCAGGAGAUCAACGCGGCCCGCCCGCAGUGCCCCGUGGGCUUCAACACGCUGGCCUUCCCCUCCAUGCGUCGCAAGGACACGCCGGACGAGAAGCAGCCCUGGGUGUACCUCCAUUGUGGCCACGUGCACGGCUACCACAACUGGGGCAACCUACGCGAGGAGCGGGAGGGCCGGGAAGGCCGGCAGAGGGAGUGUCCCAUGUGCCGAGCGAAAGGGCCGUACGUGCCGCUGUGGUUGGGCUGCGAGGCGGGGUUCUACGUAGACGCCGCCCCGCCCACUCACGCCUUUAACCCCUGCGGCCAUGUUUGUUCAGAGAAGACGGCGGCCUUCUGGAGUCAGAUCCCGUUGCCGCACGGCACGCACACCUUCCACGCCGCCUGCCCCUUCUGUGCCCAACAGCUGACUGGUGAGCAGGGCUUCGUCAGACUCAUCUUCCAGGGACCCCUCGACUAGCAGGGGGCGACUUCCCAGCAUCCUUUGGGUGAAGCAGAGCGGGGAGUUUUUUUUGUUAAGACCCUGCAAUGAAAUCGGGGAGCGACACAGAUUUGUUUUCUUUCCUCUGCGGUUAAGAUAUAAACUUUUUUCUGGACUUUUUGUCUCAUUUUUAAGUGACCUUUGUAUUGCUUUUUCAUGAAUAACAACAAAGAUUUCUAUAUUUUCAUGCGAAACCAGAGACACAAAAACCAAACAGAGAACACUGCUGGGUAAAUGUUUUGUUUGUUUCUCGGAAAGAACUUUCAACAACAGUAUUUUUCUAAAUUACUAACGUGCCGUAGUGCAAACGUACGGUUUUUAUUCAUGUUUAUUGUUGCAAUACACAUCUGUGUACAUCUCUUAGAGCUUAUUUAAACAAAGAUGUUUAUUUAUGGCCCAUCGCUUCAUCCUUUAUCUGUCAGAUAUGCCUAACUUCAAUACUAUUUAGCAUUUUAAUUUGACAACACAGUAUAUUGUUAAUCAGAUAUAAAGUUCUAGGUGUGUUCUGAGGGUUCUGUGUCUCCCCCCCCCAUGUUCACCCCUCAGAUCUGUUUGUCGUAUUUAUACACCCCCGUCCUCCGGCGUGCUCUCACUUUGUGUGUUAACCCUCCCUCAGUUAUACUCGUCGCCUUUUCACAUUCAAAGCAAUAGAUCUGGAACGGAAACCUCCUAAAGCAUUAUGGGAAACUGAGUCUUCUAGGCGUCUCAGACAGCCUGGAUGGACUGCUCCCUCCCUUUAAAGUCCGACUGACACGUUUCAGUAGGUGAGUGAAUCUUUUCUGAUCACAGGUUAGCCAUGAUACCGCAGCUAUGUAGCUAACACACACACACACACACACACACACACACACACACACACACACUCACACACUCAAAUCAGACCUGGUCAAAUACUUUUUAUUACAUUAAAAGUGGAAAGGAGCUUGCAUAUUAUACAAAAA
Molecule: messenger RNA, 2870 nt
Organism: Sebastes umbrosus (honeycomb rockfish)
Lineage: Eukaryota; Metazoa; Chordata; Actinopteri; Perciformes; Sebastidae
Product: E3 ubiquitin-protein ligase pellino homolog 1
Exons: 7
Coding region: 556-1908 (450 amino acids)
Biological process (GO): regulation of Toll signaling pathway; protein K48-linked ubiquitination
Molecular function (GO): protein binding; ubiquitin protein ligase activity
Source: RefSeq, a predicted model, not a curated record